This is a messenger RNA of Macadamia integrifolia, 3574 nucleotides long. RefSeq names its product receptor-like protein kinase HERK 1. Lineage: Eukaryota; Viridiplantae; Streptophyta; Magnoliopsida; Proteales; Proteaceae. The record is from RefSeq and is a predicted model, not a curated record. The transcript has a single exon. Gene Ontology annotation, cellular component: plasma membrane; plasmodesma. Gene Ontology annotation, molecular function: ATP binding; transmembrane receptor protein tyrosine kinase activity. The coding region runs from base 704 to 3184 and encodes 826 amino acids. Gene Ontology annotation, biological process: protein autophosphorylation.
UUUCUUUCCCCUUUUAAUUUGAUUCUACACACCCCUCUCUCUCUAGUCUCUUCUCGUCUUCUUCUCCAUCUCAGCCCCUUACCAACCCUCCUUUCAGUCAUCGCAGCAAACAGCGGCUGUGUUUCAACUUCAUUACUAGACGUAAGGUCAGCUGUUCCUCUUAGCUGGAUUCCUCAUUUGUGUUUUCAUUUUAUAGCCCUCUUUUUACUCUGCUUUCGCUCUCUUCUCUCUUCUUUGCAUCCUUCAAAAUCUUCCCCCGAAUCUGUAAACCAGAACAAAACAAAAGGGUUGAUCAACUAUUCAUCUACUCCGAAGUUCAAAUCCUCUUUAGAUUCGCAACUCUGCAAUACAAUUUUCCGCUGAAGUUAGUUACUAUCUCUUGUAUUGAUCGGAACACUGUGUACUACGGAGUUUUUUCACCUCUGCGGAAGAGAGAAAUGGGAUUGCCUUUGCAUUUAAGGUGGCGUUGGUAAUGGGGAUUCUGGGUUUCCCUCUAUCUGGAAGUUCUUGUAUAUUGUGUAAGGUGCCAUCUUUUCCAUUCUGGGUUCUUAUCAUGAUUGAAUCGCGUUCUUUUGCUGCUGUUCUUCCUAAACCCUAGCUUUUUUUUGUUUUUGUUUUGUUUCUGUUAAGCUUCAAGUUCACAUCUCUCUCUUUCCUUUCUGUAACUCCUUCUCAUCCCUUUCUUCUGAAAUUUCUUCCCGUGAUGGGUGUUGGAGAACUUAAAUUGCUUCUCUGGAUUUUGUCGGUACUGGCUUUGGUACUCUUCUCCACGGGAUUUGUACCUGUAGACAAGUACCUGAUAGAUUGCGGAUCACCCACCAACACGACGGUGAUGAGUCAUGUUUUCGUUGCUGAUAACUCCCAAUUCCUUAAGACCCAACGCAAUGUUAUGGCCAACACUGCGAACUCCAUAACUUCUACCAUCGCUUCAUCUCUGUAUCAAACAGCUCGAAUCUUUAAUGGAACAGCUUCUUACAACUUUCCAAUCCGCCAACAGGGAAGGCACUGGAUACGCCUCUACUUCUUCCCGUUUCAAUACCAAGAAUACAAUAUGAGUAUGGCAAUCUUCUCAGUUACCGCCCAAAAUUUUGUCCUCCUUGGUAAUUUCCAGCCACAGAACGGUUCAACGUUCAAGGAGUACUCGCUGCCUGUAACUUCAGAUAAUCUCGUUCUCUCCUUCACUCCUGCCAAGAAUUCCUUUGCCUUCUUAAAUGCCUUGGAAAUUGUUUCUGUCCCUGAUACACUGAUCACUGAUAAUGCCCAAACUGUUAAUCCUUUAGGGGGAUUUCAUGGUCUAUUGAAUGAAGCGUUGGAGACAGUUUGGAGGGUGAAUAUGGGUGGUCCACUGGUCACAACCCAGAAUGACACCCUUGGGAGAACUUGGGUUCCUGAUCAGAAAUUUCUAGUGAACCAAAAUCUUGCGCAGUCUGUAAUUGGGACUGUCAAUUAUGUGCAAGGUGCACCGACCAGUGAUAUUGCUCCUGAAUCUGUCUAUGGCACUGCUACGGAGAUGAGCACAUCAAAUGAAACGAAUGCCAAUUACAAUUUGACAUGGAAGUUCAACGUGGAUGCUAGCUUUCAGCAUCUGAUUCGAUUUCACUUCUGUGAUAUCGUGAGUACGUCUCUCCACGAGCUCUACUUCAAUGUUUAUGUUAAUAGCUGGGCUGUUGCUCGAGAUAUUGAUCUUGGUACUAUAACAGUCAAUACCUUGGCUGUUCCCUAUUAUAUGGACUUUGUUCUGGGUUCAAGUAAUAGAACCAUACUCUCUGUAAGUGUUGGGCCGUCUACUGAUCUUCCUGAUGCUAUUCCGAAUGCCAUUCUAAAUGGGCUGGAGAUCAUGAAAAUGAGCGACUCUGUGGGCAGCCUUGAUGGUGAGGCCUUUAUCUCCCCCAAUGGUUCAAAGAAGAAGGUCGGUUUGAUUGUGGGUCUGGUUCUUGGGGUGUUUUCUGUGGUGUUCUUAGUUACCAUCCUCUUCUUCAUACUGCACAGAAGACGACGACUGGCACAUGAUUAUCCUUCAAAAUCAUGGGUCUCCGUGAAUGGAGGGAAUACUGACAGCAUGGUUAGUAAAUUCUCCAAUGGAACUAUAACUAGUGCCACCUCAGAACUUGGUUUCCGCUUUCCUUUUGUCGCACUGCAGGAGGCCACAAACAACUUUGAUGAGAGCUGGGUUGUGGGGGUUGGUGGUUUUGGGAAGGUAUACAAGGGAGUUCUGAAAGAUGGAACAAAGGUGGCAGUGAAAAGGGGUAAUCCCCUGUCCCAACAGGGCCUUGCGGAGUUCCAGACUGAAAUUGAAAUGUUAUCCCAGUUUCGCCACCGUCAUCUGGUCUCACUGAUUGGUUACUGUGAUGAGCGGAGAGAAAUGAUCCUAGUUUAUGAGUACAUGGAAAACGGGACCCUCAAGAAUCAUUUGUAUGGCCAAAAUCUUCCCAGCUUGAGUUGGAAACAGAGGCUCGAGAUAUGCAUUGGAUCAGCCAGAGGACUUCACUACCUUCAUACUGGUUCUGCGAAGGCAAUUAUCCACCGAGAUGUUAAGUCUGCCAACAUCUUACUUGAUGAGAAUCUCAUGGCUAAGGUUGCUGAUUUCGGGCUUUCAAAGACAGGUCCUGAGAUCGAUCAGACCCAUGUGAGCACUGCAGUUAAAGGAAGUUUUGGGUAUCUUGAUCCGGAGUAUUACAGAAGACAACAACUGACCGAGAAGUCGGAUGUAUACUCAUUCGGGGUUGUUUUGUUUGAAGUCUUUUGUGCAAGACCUGUAAUUGAUCCAUCCCUUCCAAGAGAGAUGGUUAACUUGGCUGAAUGGGCAAUGCAGUGGCAAAAGAGAGGAGAAUUAGAGCAAAUCAUAGAUCCUAAUCUUGCUGGUAAAAUUAGGCCCGAUUCUUUGAGGAAAUUUGCAGAGACAGCUGAAAAAUGCCUGGCUGAGUAUGGUGUUGACCGGCCCACAAUGGGGGAUGUGUUAUGGAAUCUAGAAUAUGCUCUUCAACUGCAGGAAACAAGCACUCAAAAUGAGAUCGACGAGAACAGUACCAAUCAGAUAGGUGAGCUCUCCCCACUGGUAAACUACAUCAGCAAUGAGGAGACUAGCCUUACUGCUGAGUAUUUGGAGUCGUCCCAUGCGAAUGAUACGUCGGGGGUCUCAAUGAGUAAGGUGUUCUCCCAGCUUGUGAAAGCUGAAGGCAGAUAGAGGAAAGAGGUUUUAUGCUACUGUAGAUAUUGGCCUUAUGUUUGUGAUAUCAAGUAGAACAUGAUGGAGCUCUAAGUGUUUCAAAUGACCAGCCUUUCCCACCAAAUAAAUGCUUCAAUAGUUUUGCCUUGUACAGGAUGUGGAGCCGCUUCAAAAGAGAUAUGAAGACCCUCUGAUGCAGAUGAAGCUUCCAUGAUCUCAGUGGUAAUCGUUUCAUUGCAUAUGAAUAAUUAUUGUUAAACUAGCUUUGUUUGUAGAGACGUCACAUGCAUUUGAGUUUCAUUCUUCUUAAUAUUUUGUGAAUCUAGGCAUUGUUGCUCAAUAUCAUUUUUAGCAAGGAUAUUAUUAUAAAUGAGUUAGAGUGAAUUGAAAUUUUUGUGUUCAACAAAA